This is a messenger RNA of Aphanomyces astaci, 3582 nucleotides long. RefSeq lists its product as hypothetical. The coding region runs from base 646 to 3462 and encodes 938 amino acids. The record is from RefSeq and is a predicted model, not a curated record. NCBI's taxonomy places the organism in Eukaryota, Oomycota, Saprolegniomycetes, Saprolegniales, Verrucalvaceae. Gene Ontology annotation, molecular function: metal ion binding. The transcript has 6 exons.
CAUGUCGCUGCCGCAGCCAAGCACCGCCGUCACAACACUCCAUGCCGAUGGCUAAGAAGCACGACACUGGGCACUACGCUGCGUACGCCGAGAGGCGCGCCAAUUCGUCCUUGCAGAUGCUCGCCGAGUCCUCAACCAGUGUGUCGAUGUGGGUCGACGUUGGGUCCAAAGACGACGUGUCCCUGUCGAAAACUACGUCGGACUGGAAGGUGUUUUGCGCCAACCGCGCGACCACUACCAUCGACACAACGCUACAUAACGUGGUGCAGCGGCUGUUCCAGGCCACGGAAUCGUCCAAGUACCAAGAGCUCAUGCGCUCGAUGUGGGGCGACGCGUACUUGGACGCGCGGGUGAUCGAAGUCAUUGGUGCCGACCCAGAGAAUGCCGCGUCCAUGGCGACAGUGGCGCCGCAGCAUCGCAACGUGCCGUCUGUCUUCCACAAGGUUCACAAGCGCACGUCGGUCAAAUGGUUUGCCACGUUGGGCAAGUCCAAACUCUCCAAAGCAUCCGAAUUCCACGUCGUCGAGGUACGACCGACUACCCAUCUAAUUCGUUUCCAUAUAUCCUAACCUUUGGCGGCAGUUUAUCGGCUUGGUGUACGACAGCCACAGCCGAAUCCAAGCCAUAUACAUCUACCAAGAGUCCAUGAGCAAAGUAGACGACGCGCCGUUGCCCCUUCAGACUCCCGUGUCCGCCACCUUCGACCGCGUGCGUGUGGACGGCCUCAUCAUGAAAUUCGAAGCGCUCGAACUUCCCUCCGGCGGCGAAUACGUCAUGAUGUCCCUCGCCCUUCAACGCCAACCGUCCUUGCUUGACUUUGGCUUCAAGAACCCAGCCGAAGACCUCGUGCUCCGGUUCGCCAAGGGGUACCGCGCAGGGCUUCGCCGGACGUCGGCCGCGUUGUCAUCGUCGCUCCGGAUUGCCGACACCGGGUCGUGGGUUCGGGAUCAAGAUCGACCGGCCUGUUCCGUGUGCGCCCGGGCAUUCCAUCCCCUUGUCCGGAGGCGGCACCAUUGCCGCAAGUGCGGCGAAGUGGUGUGUUUUCAAUGCUCCAACCUGUUCAACACACUGGACCAGCAGUCAUCGUCUGCAGCGCCAGACGUCCGCCUGUGCAAUCGAUGUGUGGUCCAGCAACAAGCGGACGCCGGGCGACACCUCGGGGUCAUCGACGCCAACGAAUUGAAGGAAUGGCUCGACGAAGAAUUGGCGGAAAACAACCCCGACCUGUUUGACGUCCCGCCACCCGCCGCCCGCCGCCCCCUGCCCAGCGGCGGCGCGUUCACCGGCACCCUGGAAGUGAAUGUGUUGGCGGCGACGACGACGACGCAGCUGCUCGACACGUCAAAGUGGAACAAUCAUCCGUCCACAGCCUCCGCGACUUUGGACGCCGCGCCUUCAACAGACAACCUUGUGCUCGGCCCGAUGAUGCACCCUCCCCCCGGUGGUGGAUCAGCCACGACCCCGCCCCAUCCCAACUCGAAUCAGUCGCCGCGCACGACGUCGUCGUCGCACGGGCGACUCAGUGCCGACAAACACAUGCCUACUCAUCCUGGACUCGGCACGUCCACCAUCUGUCUGGGCGCUGAGCGGCGCAACUUUGACGCAUUGUAUGAUGGCGACGAUCAUCGCAAAUACGGUCGAAGUAACCACAGCGACGACAACAAUCACGACGAUGGCGGCGGCGGCGGCGGCAGCUCCAAGGACGGAGAGAACGACGGCGGCAUUCACAUCGUCGACCCGCCUCAAUUAUAUCGUACAUCAACGCCCCAUCUUGGGAUUCCACCCCCCCCGCCAGCCGCCGCCCAUACUCGCAGCACGAGCACGAGCUCGACGUCCUCGCGCCUUCAUCACAAAUCGCCUCGAACGCUGGACACGUUCACGUUGCAACUCACAGCGUCGUCGUCCAUGUCCAUGGGGGUGACUGCGCAGCCGACGCCGUUGCGCCAAUCGUCCCAUCGCCGCAUGCCAAGCAUCGAAUCCCUUCCGUCUCACUCGGUGGACCAGUUCAUUGCGUCGACGUCUCUUCCGUCGUUGCAAAUCGAUCCCCGAUACCUCCCGCGCACAAACACGACCCCCACUCGACCACCGUCGACGUACUUACUUCCGUCGACAAGGCCGCCAUCAUUCGGAGGCAUCCGCACGGCCUCUGCGUGGGCCAGUGUCACCACCUCAACCACUGCGGCGGUGGAAGCGGCGAUGCGAGAUCUCCACAAUAAGAUUGGGGGUCCAGUGCACUUUUUGGUCGUGUCGUUUUCCGACGGAUGCGAUGCCAUCGACGUGAUGGUCGCGAUGGAACAUGGCGCCCCGGGCGUGCCGUUUGUGGGCGGGCUCUCCGCUCGAGGCAUAUGCGACGAAGCGGCGUGGGUGUCUAUGAAACGUGGCGGUCUCGUGGCGCUGUGGGGAAUCCACGACCCCCUAGGGUCGUACACCGUCGGCUCGACGGGCUACGACGAGUUCACGGCCAAGCAUAACGUCGCCGAUGCCGUGCAUGAAGCCCUCCACACCACCCCAAAUCCGGUAUUUUGUCUAGUGUAUGCAUGCCCGCUGGUCGUUGACGAGGCCCUCGCCGGCCUACGCAGAGCAGUCCCGUGCCCCGUGCUCGGAGGAUGUUCCGUCCUUUCUGCGCAUUACCAAGGCUAUUGUACGUCGCCGUCUUCAUCACGUCCAAGCGAAAGCACAACUGAAAAUGAGUUGAGAACUGUAGUGCAAAUCAGCAGUGCAGGCGGAUCCACGAUUGGUAUGACAUUUGCACUGUGCUCCCCCAGUGUCGAGACGUCCGUCGGGUGGUUCAGCGGGCACAACGUCGUCCAUACCAAAGCCACGGCCGUCGCCAGCGAACUCAGUCCUCCCAUGCCGUGCAUGGGAGUCGUCACGUCCGCCGACAGUCAAACCAGGGUCGUGUACGAGAUUGACCAUCGGCCGGCUGCCACCGUGUACAAGGAGUGGUUGGCGAACGUUCAUGCAGCAGACGCUCCGAUGAAGUUCCCGCGACUGGGGUACAUGUAUCCGUUAGGACAAGUCGUGCAAGAAUCACUUCCGUCGCUUCACGUGAAUGCCACCCCAGUUGUAACGGCCGUAGAUGACGUUGCUGGCACGUUAAGCUUGACCACGCCGAUUCGAACGGGCACGACAGUCGCUCUCAUGCACACGUCGGUGGAUGUGUUGAAGGACGCCGUGAAGCGAAUGGCCGUCACGGUGAUGCGGACUUCGUCAUUUGACGUCAAAGACGUCGACGGAUGCCUCAUGUUUUUGUCCGCGGGUGUCCAGGUCGUCUUGGGGUCGUCCAUGAGCAUGUCUGGUCUCGUGGGGGCCUUUAAAGCAUGGUCAGGAGGUGCGAGCUUCCUCGGCUUGACGUCGUUUGGGGAAGUUGGGCACUUGGCCCACGAUUCGACUCCGCUCUGCGACGCGCUCAUGUUCUCGUACCUCAUCUUCUCGAACCAGCGGCGCAAUCCUCACGCAUGAUAGAGGAAUCUUAUUUAACGUUAAUAUCCCCAUGCCAUCAUGCCUCAUGUCCUUUCUCCGCCGCCUCGUUCACCGCAAAGGCGGCUUGCCGCAGCAGAUUGCGCGCGUUUUCAGGAUAAU